This is a messenger RNA of Doryrhamphus excisus (bluestripe pipefish), 1228 nucleotides long. It is a transcript of the gene slbp, whose product is annotated as stem-loop histone mRNA binding protein. Gene Ontology annotation, biological process: mRNA transport; mRNA 3'-end processing by stem-loop binding and cleavage. NCBI's taxonomy places the organism in Eukaryota, Metazoa, Chordata, Actinopteri, Syngnathiformes, Syngnathidae. The record is from RefSeq and is a predicted model, not a curated record. Gene Ontology annotation, cellular component: cytoplasm; histone pre-mRNA 3'end processing complex. Gene Ontology annotation, molecular function: histone pre-mRNA stem-loop binding; mRNA binding.
AUGACAUUAGUAUAGUUCAGUCGCGGGUUGCAGUGUUGGCGGGUGUUUGUUGACUGCUCGUUCUGGAAGGCACGCAGUAAUUGAGCAUAUUUGAGCCCUUAUCAACAUGUCUGACUGGAUCAAACACACAGCGAAUGACGACAGCGGACCAGCAAACAGAACUCCUAGUUCAUCCCGUUGGUCCAACUGCAGAAAAAGAGGGAUUGAUGGAAGCUUGCGGGCCAGGAGCGACAAUGUUCAAGGUGACGAGGAUGCUCACGCUGACAACAGAAAUGCCAGCUUCACCACUCCAGAGAGCAGAGGUCCAGUGUCUCGCUUUGCCGACUGGGGCAGUCAGGUGGAGGAUGAUGAGAUGAGGAGAGAUGUUCACAGAGACAUGCAACGUUACAGGAGGAGGAUACUCGCUGCAGAUGUCACUCAGAGAGAGAGAAAAACGUCUUCUGGCUCUUCUGGCAGCUCUGACUCCAAAGAGGGUGACAAUGUGGAGAUGGAUGAGUCCGUGUUGCUGCGGCGACAGAAACAGAUCAACUACGGCAAGAACACGCUGGCCUACGACCGAUACAUCAAAGAAAUUCCUAAAAAUAUGCGACAGGCAGGUGUCCAUCCAAGAACUCCUAAUAAGUUUCGUAAGUAUAGUCGGCGUUCGUGGGAUCAGCAGAUUAAGCUGUGGAGGGUGAAACUGCACGCCUGGGACCCGCCAACAGACUGCGAUCAAGGCCAACCUGUUGAACAGCUGGGUCUGGACGAUGUGAUGGACAUUGAACUGGACUUCCCACUCUUAGCCGAUUCUGGGGAUGGCACUUGCUCUCUCACCACACACGGUCUCGCACUGGAGGAUGAUGACUGCGCAGGAACUCCGGUCAAAGUGCAGAAGACGUCAACAGAGCCCAACAUGGCUUAGCAUAGCAUGCCGACUGUUCAAUGUUUUUACUUUCACUCCUCCAAAUCAGGACAACUUUCACACAAUACUAUGUAGUUCUUCAAAAAUAAUGACACAUUCUCAGGGAUUGUUUAUUUCCAGUGUUUAUAGCAGAUUAUCGGUUCAAGUAUUGCUAGAGGCACACAUACAAUAGAAGAGAAAUGGCAUAUUUAAAACAAAUGCUUUUCUUUUAACGCUUCAUUGUAAGCUGUAUUUUCAGUGUACAAUUUUAAAAGCUGAAGGGCGUUGGGCUUUUUUUUUUGUUUAUUUUUUUCUUUACACAGAUUGUGUUUUUUAAUAGAAAUGUAU